AUGGCGGACGCCGGACAUAAUGACGACCUUUCUCAUGUGGAAAUAGAGGAGACAGAUGGGAUAUCUACAGAAGACAUGGAAAAGGUCUUCGACUGUGAUGAACCAAACGACUUGGUUAUUAGUGACGAUGAGGACCAGCAAAGUCCAUCUAGUUCCAGUGUUUCUGAUGCUGAUGUUCGGGAGGUGGUUGACGACUCGUCGUGCGCUUUGCAAGCCCACGAACAAGACUGCUUCUCAGUUGCUGUUGCUGCUGAACGGUGGUUGGCGACUGGAGGGGAGGAUGAUGUUGCGUAUUUAUGGGACUAUCAAAUAUCCGACUCUGAUCCAGUGCUGAAGGUAGACCACAAGGAUUCCGUUACCUAUGUGGUCUUUAAUAACUCCCAAACACUUCUGGCAACUGGUGACAUGUCGGGACAUAUCAUUGUUACUCAAUUGAGGGACCUGAAAAACCGCGCUAAGAUCGACGACUGCAAUGAUUUAGAGUGGAUGUGUUGGCAUACAACAAGCGAUAUUCUUUUUGCUGGUGACAAAGAUGGGAUUAUGUGGAUGUGGCUGAUUGGGCCUUCUGGCGUUGUUCAGUCCAAAGUGUAUGCGGGAAGUGGAUUACCUUGUACCGUUGGUCAUAUUUUGCCAGACGGGAAAAGGCUGUUGGCAGGCUACAGUGACGGAGCAGCAAGAUUAUGGAACCUAAAAGAUGGGACAUGCACAACUCUUUCCAUUCUUACACCUGUCUCAGCAGUUCAUCACCAUGUCAGUCAGCCUGUAGGUGUACUUGGAGCCGAGGACGGUUCUGUACACGUCGUCAACACCUCUAAUGUCGACAAAUUAGUUGUGACUGCUGUUUUUCGACCACUCCUCCAACCAUCUAAAGAGAAUGAUGAAGAAAAUGUAGAAAAUUGUGUGGAAUGCGUGCAAUUCUCGCCGUUCAACUCGUGGUUAGCUGUUGGAAGAAAUGAUGGCACGCUGUGCAUCUACGAGAUAGAUUCAGCUGCUCCGCGAAGCAUUUUCAGAGCUCCUUCAGCCCAGGCAAUGGUGCGAGCAUUGUGGUCUGUAGAAGGAAGUACACCGUUUUUGUGCGUUGGAUGCGUUGAUGGAUUUGUUAGAGUGUUCGAUGCCAGAGACGGCUCGCUGUGUCAAGAGCUUGGAAAUGGUGGUGAUGAAGUUUUGGACAUGGCGCUAUUGCGAUCAAACCCUAUGCAUGUUGUGACAGCUGGGAGUGCAUGUUUGAGCAUCUUUUUGCAGAUGACUUACUACCAAAUGUACAGAAAUACGACGCUGGGAGAAGCCCUGCAAAAAACACUUGAUGACCUUGUUCAUGAGCAAAUGAUCCCAUUACAACUAGCGGAAAAAGUCCUCUUCAUUUAUGACAAAGCAAUCAAUAAAGCUCUGGCCCAGAAAGCCAAGAACAAGAUGUACUUCAAGGCUGAAAAGCUGCGAGCCUAUCGACAUUGCGACAACGUAUGGACUUUUCUGAUGGAAGGUGUAGAUUUUCGUGAUAGCAUACGGGAAUUGACUGCAAAAUUUUCUUUACAAUUUCCAAGAGUCUAG
Necator americanus (New World hookworm) is the source of this 1548-nucleotide messenger RNA. RefSeq lists its product as uncharacterized. Gene Ontology annotation, molecular function: RNA polymerase II general transcription initiation factor activity; TBP-class protein binding. Gene Ontology annotation, biological process: RNA polymerase II preinitiation complex assembly; transcription initiation at RNA polymerase II promoter. Gene Ontology annotation, cellular component: transcription factor TFIIA complex. The transcript has 15 exons. Bases 1 to 1548 code for a protein of 515 amino acids. Lineage: Eukaryota; Metazoa; Nematoda; Chromadorea; Rhabditida; Ancylostomatidae. The record is from RefSeq and is a predicted model, not a curated record.